This is a messenger RNA of Aspergillus wentii DTO 134E9, 834 nucleotides long. RefSeq names its product putative ABC transporter. Bases 1 to 834 code for a protein of 277 amino acids. The transcript has 2 exons. Lineage: Eukaryota; Fungi; Ascomycota; Eurotiomycetes; Eurotiales; Aspergillaceae. Gene Ontology annotation, molecular function: ATP binding; ATP hydrolysis activity. The record is from RefSeq and is a predicted model, not a curated record.
AUGGCGGAGAGUGCAUUACCGUCGAUCAGUGUGCAGGGCCUCUCUUAUAAGUUCCAGGAUGGAUCUUCUGGCUUGACAGAUGUAAAUCUCGACGUUCCUUCAGGAAGUCGAACACUUCUUAUAGGCGCCAACGGUGCUGGAAAGACCACUCUGCUGCGUCUAUUGGCGGGGAAACGUCUGGCCCCAACAAACACAAUAACUGUGUCUGGCAGUGAUCCUUUCAAAGACACUCUGGAGGGUGUGACCUAUCUGGGUGUCGAAUGGGUUCUCAAUAAUAUUGUCCGGACGGACAUUGACGUCCCAACGCUCCUCGCAUCAGUUGGCGGCAACGCCUAUCCAGGCCGAAGAGACGAGCUGGUCGAAAUUCUCGACAUCGACUUGCGCUGGCGUAUGCAUGCUGUUUCUGAUGGUGAGCGACGCCGUGUGCAGCUGGCUAUGGGUCUCCUCCGGCCCUGGCGAGUGCUUCUUCUCGAUGAAAUUACUGUCGAUCUGGACUUGCUGUCCAGAAGCAAUUUCCUUUAUUAUCUUAAGCGGGAGACGGAAACAAGGCCCUGCACCAUCGUGUAUGCCACGCAUAUCCUUGAUAAUCUGUCCCAAUGGCCCACGCAUCUGGUUCACAUGCACCUAGGUAACGUCAAACAAUGGGGACCGAUAGAAAAGUUCCAAAAAGAGGUUCCUCAGACGGCUGAAAACAGCCAACUGGGUGAGCUCGUCCUCAAGUGGCUCAAGGAGGAUAUGCAAUCCAGGGGACCCAGGAAUGGACGCCAUGGCCAGGGCAAAACCUACGAGUCUUUGGAAGGCAAAGGGGGGUAUGGGUUCGAAAAGAGAAAUUAG